AUGCCAUCUUUUGAUGAGGUUUUGAAGGAGGCCGGGGAAUUUGGAAGAUUUCAAAAGAGGGUCUUUUUCCUCCUUAGCCAGACGGGCAUAACUUUUUCUUCCCUGUUCGCCAGCGUAGUUUUCCUCGGGCGAGCACCAGGCGACUUCUGGUGCAGGAUCCCUGGGGCAGCCGAACUGAGUGAACGAUGUGGCUGGACGCUGGAAGAGGAGCGAAACUUCACGGUCCUGCCCCUGCUCCUGGGGAACGAGUCGGUCACGGGGCAGUGCGAGAGGCUGGAUGUCACCUGGGGCGCCUCUGGCAGCUGCAGCAGCCCCCUCGGCCGCCACGGCAAUGGCAGCGCGGGCAGCCCGCCUCUCGCCCCCUGCCACCAACACUGGGUCUACGAACAGCCCCGCGCAUCCAUUGUCAGCGAGUACGAUCUUGUGUGUGGCAAUGCCUGGAUGCUGGAUCUCUCACAGGCCAUCCUCAAUCUGGGGUUCCUGGCUGGAGCAUUCAUCCUGGGCUAUGCUGCUGACAGAUAUGGCAGAAUCCUCAUCUACCUGCUCUCCUGCCUUGGGGUUGGGAUAUGUGGUAUCAUAGUAGCAUUUUCACCAAAUUUUACUGUAUUUUUGAUCUUCCGGUUUCUCCAAGGAAUGUUUGGCAAGGGAACCUGGAUGACAUGCUAUGUGAUUGUGACGGAGAUCGUUGGUUCCGAUCAGCGGAUGGUUGGAAUUGUGAUUCAGAUAUUCUUUACCCUGGGAAUGAUAAUUCUCCCUGGAAUUGCAUACUUGAUUCCCACCUGGCAGGGGAUCCAGCUGGCCAUUUCACUGCCCAACUUCCUCUUCCUGCUCUACUAUUGGGUGGUUCCUGAAUCUCCACGUUGGCUCCUGACACGUAAAAAGGGAGAGAAGGCAUUGAAAAUCAUGCGCAGGAUUGCAAAACACAAUGGGAAAUUUCUCUCACCCCAUUACUCAGAGAUCACUAUUAGCAACGAGGAGGUCAGCAACCCCUCCUUUCUGGACCUGGUGAGGACUCCCCAGAUGAGGAAGAACACGCUCAUCCUGAUGUACGCCUGGUUCACAAGUGCCCUUAUCUACCAGGGGCUUGUCAUGCGCCUGGGAAUUAUUGGAGGAAACCUCUACCUGGAUUUCUUCAUCUCAGGAGUUGUGGAGCUGCCCUCUGCUUUCCUCAUCUUAGUGACAAUGGAUCGCAUCGGCCGGCGCCUGCCCUUCGCCAUGGGCAACAUCGUGGCGAGUGUGGCGUGCCUCAUCACUGCCUUCCUGCCAGAAGAUAUCCCAUGGCUCAAAACAACAGUUGCCACGCUGGGAAGACUGAGCAUCACAAUAGCUUUUGAAGUUGUCUAUCUAGUGAACAGUGAAUUGUACCCUACAACACUGAGAAACUUUGGUGUUUCCCUCUGUUCAAGUCUGUGUGAUCUUGGUGGGAUCAUAGCCCCAUUCCUGCUUUUCCGAUUAGCAGCCAUUUGGUUGGAGCUACCUCUAGUUAUUUUCAGUAUUCUUGCAGCUGUCUGUGGCCUCCUAGUAUUGCUUUUACCAGAGACAAAGGGAAUCUCAUUACCAGAGACAGUGGAAGAUGUGGAGCAGCUUCCAAGUCAUUUUGGAAAAUGUGGCAAGAAACAGAAACACCAGGACACCAACUCUUAUAUUUGA
Molecule: messenger RNA, 1650 nt
Organism: Agelaius phoeniceus (red-winged blackbird)
Lineage: Eukaryota; Metazoa; Chordata; Aves; Passeriformes; Icteridae
Gene: SLC22A3
Product: solute carrier family 22 member 3
Biological process (GO): transmembrane transport
Cellular component (GO): membrane
Molecular function (GO): transmembrane transporter activity
Source: RefSeq, a predicted model, not a curated record